This is a messenger RNA of Trichoderma harzianum CBS 226.95, 831 nucleotides long. RefSeq lists its product as hypothetical. Bases 1 to 831 code for a protein of 276 amino acids. The record is from RefSeq and is a predicted model, not a curated record. The transcript has 2 exons. NCBI's taxonomy places the organism in Eukaryota, Fungi, Ascomycota, Sordariomycetes, Hypocreales, Hypocreaceae.
AUGCCGCUAAUACGGCAGCACGCUCCUCCAUCAUAUCAAGAGGUGUCCAACCAUGGUCCCCGAGUCCAGCUGCCCAUUGGCGAGCUUCUCUCUCUGGCCCUCGAUGGCCGCUCCGUCUACUCGGCCACCAACCCGGAGCUGGUCUACUACGAGCUGAGCGCCGCUCCCUUGCAGGCGACGUCGCUCAUCUACGUGGUGAAAAAGGUCAAAUACCGCCUCGCCGGCGACCUGCGCGUGGGCAGGCUGCGCACCCGCCACGACGACAUCUACCUCUUCCGCGACGCCUACGUCAACUUCUACGCGCCCCGGCGCAUCGUCAUCGACGGCAAGGCCAGCGAUGCCCGCUGCUACAGGGACGUCAAGCUGAAGCCGGGCCUCAUGGGCUGGUCGACGUGCUCGGCUUCGGGUCACUUCACGGCCAAGACGGCCCUUCGCGAUCGCUGGCGGCAGCACUACCAGGUGAUUUGGAAGGACGCCAGCGGCCGCAUCGUCGCCAUGGAGGACAAGGCCUGGCCUUCUGUGCCUAUAACCGCCAAUGGUAGUAGUACGGCGAUGACGGCAGCAGCAGCGGCAGACAACAAUGAACACCACGCCGCACCGCCAGCUCCCGUGCCAUGCUUGAAGCUGCUCCGGAUGCUGGACGAAAAAGAUUUGGAUCUGCUGGUGACGUGCUGGACGGCCCGCCUCUGGAAACAGGCGCAAACGUCGCUGGGCAGCCCUCCCAUGGGCCGGUCUAGAGUCAAGCGAUUCGCAGCACGAUAUCUCCGUCUCCGCUACAUGACCGAUCUAGUCUCCUCCAAAUCAACCCCGACGCGACGCCUCGAGGCAUAA